GAACUCCGCGGCGGUUCGGCCGCUGGGAGUUGCGAAGCCGUACCGGCCUUUGGCUCUUGUCUGGGAGGAUGGAUCCAGGACCCGGGACCGACACGGCGCCGCUGACUGGCCUGGCCUGGUCGUCGGCCUCGGCGCCUCCCCCGCGGGGAUUCAGUGCGAUCUCUUGCACCGUGGAAGGGACGCCCGCCAGCUUCGGCAAGAGCUUCGCGCAGAAAUCUGGCUACUUUCUGUGCCUCAGUUCUUUGGGCAGCCUAGAGAAUCCGCAGGAGAAUGUGGUGGCCGAUAUCCAGGUCCUGGUGGACAAGAGCCCCCUCCCACCGGGCUUUUCCCCGGUCUGCGACCCCCUGGACUCCAAGGCCUCUGUGUCCAAGAAGAAACGCAUGUGUGUGAAGCUUGUGCCCCUGGGGGCUGCAGACAUGGCUGUGUUCGAUGUCCGGCUGAGCGGGAAGACCAAGACGGUGCCUGGAUACCUGCGAGUAGGGGACAUGGGGGGCUUUGCCAUUUGGUGCAGGAAGGCCAAGGCCCCAAGGCCAGUGCCCAAGCCCCGAGCUCUCAGCCAGGACAUGCGGGGCCUCUCCCUGGACCCCCCUGCUCAGCCCAGUAAGGGUGGCUUUCCAGAGCGGACCCUGUCCAGGUUAGGCUCUCGGGCAUCUACACUGCGGCGGAGCGACUCUAUCUACGAGGCCUCCAACUUCUAUGGCAUCUCAGCCAUGGAUGGUGUUCCCUUCAUCCUGCACCCCCGGUUCGAGGGCAAGAGCUGUGGCCCCCUGGCCUUCUCUGCCUUUGCUGAUCUGACAAUCAAGUCGCUGGCGGAUAUUGAAGAGGAGUAUAACUACGGCUUCGUGGUAGAGAAGACGGCAGCCGCACGCCUGCCCCCCAGCGUCUCGUAGCUCUCGGUCAGCCCUGGGACAGAGCCCCCUACCCGCCACCCCGGGACCGGCCGCCACCCUGCCCCACAGCAUCUUGGGAACCUUGGCAGGGCAGGGCGUUCUAGACCGUCAGCCCCCCAGGGGAGCCACAGCCCUGGAGAAGGAGCAAGACCGGUCUGCUUGGUGAUGGGGUUUCUCGCCCCCUGGGCCCUGCAGGGCAGGUGUGGGGGAUGGACGGAAACCAGUGCCUUCAAGUCAUUUGUGUCAAAACUCUCUGGUGCCUGGAGGCCACACGGGCGUCUUCCUGGCAAUAAACACCACCCUGUGCCCAC
Lontra canadensis (Northern American river otter) is the source of this 1201-nucleotide messenger RNA. It is a transcript of the gene MVB12A, whose product is annotated as multivesicular body subunit 12A. Lineage: Eukaryota; Metazoa; Chordata; Mammalia; Carnivora; Mustelidae. The transcript has 9 exons. Gene Ontology annotation, cellular component: cytosol; ESCRT I complex. Gene Ontology annotation, biological process: viral budding; endosome to lysosome transport via multivesicular body sorting pathway; virus maturation. The coding region runs from base 69 to 890 and encodes 273 amino acids. The record is from RefSeq and is a predicted model, not a curated record.